Xyrichtys novacula (pearly razorfish) is the source of this 1701-nucleotide messenger RNA. NCBI's taxonomy places the organism in Eukaryota, Metazoa, Chordata, Actinopteri, Labriformes, Labridae. The record is from the annotation of a GenBank genome assembly.
AUGAAAAGACAAGGGAUGGAGGUGCCGCUCGUGAAUUUUGAGAACAUGGAUGAUGUCGGCAUCAACCUGGGAGACCCCAAUGACUCAGGGUAUCCAACGUCACCCACAUCAGAGGCUCCGGAUCAGAACCUCCUGCCUCACCGCUUGAGUUCCCCUCAUCAGUCGCCUCUCAGGGGACGCCGUCGACAUCAGUCCGGCCAAGAGGGGCUGUCCCCGUCCACUCCUCCGACUCUGACCACGAAAGCGAACUCCAGCAGCUGCAGUUUGAUCUCCAACCUGAAGCUCCUGGUCAACAGCGAGUCUCCCACCGACAGCGUCUUCAGUAAAAUGGCGAAGGAUUGCUACGAGAACGAAGACUUGUUCGAGAAGCACUACGUGGAAGAAAAGGACGAGAAGGUUGUGAUCAAUAUUUCAGGACUGAUGUUUGAGACCCAGCUCAGUACGCUGAACAAGUUUCCAGAGACGCUUCUCGGUGACCCCAUGAAGAGGAUCAGUUACUUCGACCCCAUGAAGAACGAGUACUUCUUCGACAGGAACCGCCCCUCUUUCGAUGGUAUCCUGUACUACUAUCAGUCAGGAGGGCGGAUCCGUAGACCGGCCAACGUUCCCUUAGACGUUUUCGCUCAUGAAAUCGUUUUCUACGAGUUGGGUCACGAAGCCAUGGAGCAGUUCAGAGAAGACGAAGGGUUCAUCAAGGAGCCGGAGGUCCUUCUACCAACCAAUGAACUCCAGCGACAGUUCUGGCUCCUCUUCGAGUACCCCGAGAGCUCCAGCGCCGCCAAAUCUGUCGCCUUGGUUUCCGUCUUGGUCAUCGUCAUUUCCAUCUUCAUCUUUUGCUUAGAGACUCUGCCGGAGUUCAGGGAGGACACUGACUUCACCCCAGGUUUGACGCAGACCAUCAACGGGACCCGGGACGCCCCUCACCCCGCGGGUAAAGACGUGAUGGCGUACAUCACGGACCCCUUUUUCAUCGUGGAGACUAUUUGCAUCAUUUGGUUCUGCUUUGAAGUCGGCGUUCGUUUCGUCGUGUGUCCGAGCAAGAGUGACUUCUUCAAUAACAUCAUGAACAUCAUCGACAUCGUCUCCAUCAUUCCCUACUUUGUGACCCUGGGGACGGAGCUGGCGACCACCCCCGACGAUGACAUGAACUCCGGUCAGAACAUGUCCCUCGCAAUCCUGAGAAUCAUCCGUCUGGUGAGAGUUUUCCGAAUCUUUAAGCUCUCUCGGCACUCGAAGGGACUCCAGAUCCUGGGUCAGACCUUGAAAGCCAGCAUGAGGGAGCUGGGACUGCUCAUCUUCUUCCUCUUUAUAGGAGUCAUCCUUUUCUCAAGUGCCAUCUACUUUGCUGAAGUGGAUGAGCCCCAGACGCAGUUCGUCAGCAUCCCUGACGGCUUCUGGUGGGCUGUGGUGACAAUGACCACCGUGGGCUACGGAGACAUGUGCCCCAUCACCAUGGGAGGCAAAAUGGUCGGCACCCUCUGUGCCAUAGCCGGCGUCCUGACCAUCGCCUUGCCCGUCCCCGUCAUUGUCUCCAACUUUAACUAUUUUUACCACAGAGAAACUGAGCAGGAGGAGAAGCAGAUCAUGGACGCAGCGGCGGAGGCUGCGCAGAAAACAUCCGCUGCAAACAAGUAUGGAAGCACACCUUCGCUAAACAAAAGCAACGGGACCUGGCAGAACGAGAAAAACGGCAUGCAUUGA